This is a messenger RNA of Coniosporium apollinis CBS 100218, 1434 nucleotides long. RefSeq lists its product as uncharacterized. Gene Ontology annotation, molecular function: calcium:proton antiporter activity. The record is from RefSeq and is a predicted model, not a curated record. NCBI's taxonomy places the organism in Eukaryota, Fungi, Ascomycota, Dothideomycetes. Gene Ontology annotation, cellular component: fungal-type vacuole membrane. Gene Ontology annotation, biological process: intracellular calcium ion homeostasis; calcium ion transmembrane transport. The transcript is spliced from 4 exons. The coding region runs from base 1 to 1434 and encodes 477 amino acids.
AUGAGCCCUUCCAAUCAUGGACACGGUGACGGCCGCGGAGCCUCCGAGGACAAUUCCUCAGAAUCUCAUCCACUUCUGCCGAGCUUCAUCCCACAAACCAUCCACCCAGAUGGCGAGAGCGGCAGGAGUGGCUUCCAUCCUCGUCAUUUCUUCCAAGUCCUCUGGCAAAGCUCAAGUCAAGUGUCAAUGGCCGUAAAUCUGCUUUGGCCCUUCGUUCCUGUAGCAAUCAUCAUGCAUUAUGCCACCAGAGACCUCCAACUCUGGAUCUUCGCCGCCAGCUAUGUCGGCAUGGUGCCCGUUGCCAAUUUGCUCGGAUUUGCCGGUCAGCAGUUCGCACGGAAGAUGCCCAAGGUCUCCGGGAUUCUCAUUGAAACCACGUUCGGCUCAAUCGUCGAAAUCGUUCUGUUCCUCACCUUGAUCGUGAAGCACAAGCCUGUGGAGGGUACCGCCGAGCAUGGAAACCUCAUUCCAGUUAUACAGGCAGCUAUUCUGGGCUCAAUCCUCACCAAUCUGCUUCUGUGUCUGGGCUUGUGCUUCUUCGUAGGUGGCAUUCGACAGCAAGUCCAGACUUUCCAUGCCGCCGUGAGCGAGGUUGGCAGUGGUCUGUUAUUGGUGGCUGGCUUUGGGCUGCUGAUUCCAAGUGCCUUCUAUUCGGCCUUGAAAGGAUCGGCCGUCUCGCAUCCGAAACAUCACGGACAUCACAGCUUCACAGAUGAGAGGCUGCAGCACGACAUCCUCAAGAUUAGUCAGAUCACCUCGAUAUUACUUAUCAUCGCGUUCGCCAUAUACAUCUUCUUUAAUGCCCGCACACACCAUAGCGUAUUCGACGAAGUUCUCGAGCAUGAUGAGCACCGGGAUCUCGAUCGCCAUGAGGAUCUGGCCAAGCCCAAAUUCACGUUCACGGAAUGCGCCGUCGCAUUGACCAUCUCUAUAGCGCUGGUCACUCUCCUGGCCGUUUUCCUUGUAGAGCGAAUUGACGAUGUUGUCGAGGCGGGCGUGCCAGACCAGUUUCUCGGUCUGAUCCUCCUUCCGCUAGUCGAGAAGGCUGCAGAGCAUCUGACAGCAAUCGAUGAAGCUUGGGACGGUCAAAUGAACUUCGCGCUCUACCACUGCCUCGGCCCUUCGAUCCAAACGGCCCUCUUCAACGCCCCGUUGGUCGUCCUUGUCGGAUGGGCAAUAGGGAAGCCCAUGGAUCUCAACUUUGAGAUCUUCAUGAUCGCUCUGCUCGUCCUUUCUAUUUUGGUGGUUGGCAACUUCCUCCGCGACAAGGAAUGCAACUACUUGGAAGGCGCGUUACUGGUGAUCGUUUAUGUGAUCAUGGCCGUGGCGGCAUGGUAUUAUCCGAACCCAGACGUUGCAACAUCGAACGGUGGCGAGUUUCUUGCUGGCGGGGCGGCCGGUGUGAGGCCUUUGGUGCUGCAGAUGCAUGGCUGA